GACACUACAUGCCUGCAUGGUCCGAACGGCCGAGGAUCCAGGAAGGUUGGCGGACCGCGCACAUCAUGAUCCGGGACCUGAUCGCAUGAAAGCCGAACAUCCUCAUCUCCAGCUCUCACCUAAAGGAAGGUAUCAUGAUUCCUGUGAUGGAAUUCCGGCAGUUCUCUGAACAGCAGCCAGCGUUUAGAGUCCUGAAGCCGUGGUGGGAUGUGUUCACCGACUACUUGUCUGUAAUCAUGCUCAUGAUCGGCGUCUUUGGAUGCACUCUUCAGGUAAUGCAAGAUAAAAUCAUAUGCCUUCCUCAGAGAGUGCCGGCGCCUUCGGAGAACACAAGUGAAGUGGAAGUGAAAUCACUGUUACAUCUGCAGCCCAACAUAUCAGCCAUACCAAAAGAAAUGACAGGCCUGAAAACAGAUCUGGAUCUUCAACAGUACAGUUUCAUCAAUCAGAUGUGUUAUGAGAAGGCUCUGCACUGGUAUGCCAAGUACUUUCCUUAUUUGGUUCUUAUACACACUCUUGUUUUCAUGGUGUGCAGCAACUUCUGGUUCAAAUUCCCCGGCUCGAGCUCUAAAAUAGAGCAUUUUAUCUCCAUGCUCGGCAAGUGCUUCGACUCUCCGUGGACCACACGAGCUUUGUCGGAGGUGUCCGGAGAAAAUCCCGAGGAAAAGGACCAUAAAAAGAGCGCCACCUCAAGGUCCAACAUCAUUGUGUCUCCUGGAGAAGGAAGCCUGGAGAAGACCCAGUCCCUCCGGUCGAUCCCGGAAAAGAUUGUAGUUGAAAAGCCAUCAGCAAGUGUUCUUGAUAAAAAAGAGGGUGAACAAGCUAAAGCUCUUUUUGAAAAGGUGAAGAAGUUCCGUUUGCACGUUGAGGAAGGAGACAUCCUGUAUCUUAUGUACGUUCGUCAGACAGUGUUCAAGGUGUUUAAAUUCCUCCUGAUCAUUGCCUAUAAUAGCUCUCUCGUCAAUAAAGUGCGGAACAGAGUGCGUUGCGAAGUUGAGAUCCAGGACAUGACAGGCUACAAAGAUUUCGAAUGUAAUCACACAAUGGCUCACCUGUUUUCUAAGCUGUCUUACUGUUACCUGUGUUUAGUAGCUGUCUAUGGGUUAACAAGCCUUUACACCUCUUACUGGCUGUUUUACCGCUCACUGAAAGAAUACUCCUUUGAGUAUGUGCGACAGGAAACAGGCAUCAACGACAUCCCGGACGUCAAAAACGACUUUGCUUUCAUGCUACACAUGAUCGAUCAGUACGACCCGCUGUACUCUAAACGAUUUGCAGUUUUUCUCUCUGAGGUCAGUGAGAACAAACUGAAACAGCUGAACCUCAAUCAUGAGUGGACCCCGGAGAAAUUGCGCCAGAGACUGCAGACUAACGGCAACAACAGACUUGAACUUCAGCUGUUCAUGCUCCCUGGGUUACCCGACACUGUCUUUGAGUUGACGGAGCUGCAGUCACUCAAGCUGGAGAUCAUCAACAAUGUCACCAUCUCUGCUUCAAUCUCUCAGCUGGAAGACCUUCAGGAGCUGUCUCUUUACCAAUGCUCUCUAAAGUUGCACACAACAGCUACCUCCUUCCUCAAAGAGAACCUGAAAGUGCUUCGUGUGAAAUUCGAUGAUAACAGGGAACUUCCAAACUGGAUGUAUGGCCUGCGCAGCUUAGAGGAGCUCUAUCUCACCGGGUCUCUGAGCCCUGAUGCCUCCAAAAAUAUAGUUCUUGAGUCACUGCGGGAGUUGAAGUGCCUGAAAACUCUCUCCCUUAAGAGUAAUUUGACCAAGAUACCCCAGUCUAUCGUGGAUGUUUCCAGCCACCUGCAGCGCCUGUACUUACACAAUGAUGGCACUAAGCUAGUAAUGCUCAACAACCUGAAAAAGAUGACCAACCUGAUCGAGUUGGAACUUGUGCGUUGUGAUCUGGAACGCAUCCCACAUGCAAUCUUCAGCCUAACGAAUCUGCAAGAGCUUGACCUGAAAGAGAACAACCUUCGCUCAAUAGAGGAGAUCAUCAGCUUCCAGCAUCUUCGAAAACUCACUUGCCUCAAACUUUGGUACAAUGGCAUCAUGUACAUCCCGGAGCAUAUCAAGAAGCUCGGCAGCCUAGAGCGCCUCUACUUCAGCCACAACAAGAUCGAGAUUUUGCCUUCGCACCUGUUCUUGUGCAACAAGCUGCGCUACCUGGACCUGUCCAACAAUGACAUCAGAUUCAUCCCUCCAGAAAUCGGAGUCCUUCAGAGUCUCCAGUAUUUCUCUGUCACCUGCAACAAAAUCGAAAAUCUACCAGAUGAGCUUUUCUUUUGCAAAAAGCUCAAAACACUAAAGCUCGGCAAAAACUCGCUGUCCAUACUCUCACCAAAAAUUUCCUACCUAGCUCUUCUGACAUACUUGGACCUCAAAUGCAACCACUUUGAGUUCCUGCCCCAAGAGCUUGCUUGCUGUCGUGCUUUGAAGCGCAGUGGCCUUAUGGUGGAAGAGACACUGUUUGAAACUCUGCCUUCUGAUGUCAGGGACCAAAUGAAGGCUGAGUGAGACGCCUUAUUGUAGCCACAGUGCCUGCUGUCUGUUCUGUCUACCACUGCAGAGCAUUUUUUUUUUGUAUGAACUCAUUACCAUAUUUAAGUAUUACACUACUGUUAAGAAAGUUAUUCUUCCAGUUUCUUUGACGAGGGGAAAAAUUACUUAUUCAUUUAUUGUCACAUAGAGUGUGGCUGCAACAGGAGUGCUUGUUUUGUUGUUUAUUGACAUGUUACAACCCUGUCGCCUGAAAAAAUGUAGGCAUACGUUUCGGCAAACUAUGGAUACGUUACAUUUGUAUGCAAUUAUAUAUGCUAGCAGAUAGGUUGAAACUUGUGGUUGUGUUUGGCAUAAAUGGUUAAGAAAAGCUCACGUUUUGGCUUGAACUACCCGCUUUUGAUGGCACUAUCCUGGCAGGAAACGUAGCAAUGUCUCAGUAAAAAACAGCCUCUUUUUGUGGCACUAUCUUCGGUGUAAAAACAGUGACAGCUCACUAAAAAACAACCACAUUUGGUGGCUAAAAAGCUGCUCAGAACUUAGCAGUGAAGAGCUAAGUGUUCAUUUUGGUGUUUAUUGGUCCUGAACAGUGGUCUGCAGCCUGGCAGGUGUCUCUCCCAGGCGUCAGGCCAUCUACGGUGCCCUCCCCCUCCAGAUGACAAAAUCAACUCAUAUACUCCGUCGGUUUAGAACGUUUGUAUGGUAUGUAGGAAACAUACAAAUGUUACGUAUUUUUGGUUUGCAGAAAUGUGCAGUGCCAACAUUUUCCUCUGGCAACUGGGCUGCAUAUUAUCCAUUCGCAAGACCUACUUAAAGGAAUAGUUUAGCAUUUUUGGACAUACGCGGUCUUGCUUUCUUGCUUGGAGUUAAAUGUGAAUAUUAACAUCAAUCUCAUAUCUGUAAGUUAAACAUGAAACUAUAGCCAGCAGGCAGUUAACUUAGCUUAGCACAAAGACUGGAAGAGGGAAACAGCUGGAAACAGCCAUGAUCUUUCAGAAGGUGAACCUACCACCAACUUUGAAACUAAUUAAUUCACACGUUAUAGCGUAUUUUGUUAAUAUUACACAAAAACUGAAAUGUUAAAAUGGCAAGUUGUGGGUUAUUCGGGAGCUGCAUGCUGGACUAUUUUUGUCCUGGUUUUGUCCUGGAGUUCCUUUCUUAAUUUCUGGACUUUAAUGCUGAUUAAGGCUGCAAAGUUGGAUUUAUUAAAAAAAUACUUAAAACACAUUCAAUUUGGCUCAAUAGUGACAAUAUUAAACACAACUACAGAAUCUGGCUCCAUUAUAACCUGCAAGGUUUACAGAUAAAACACUUGUCUUUUGCUAGACACGUUUUCCCUCCAUAUACAACAUGCUAACAAUCUUAGCAAAGGCCUAUGACAUUUUACAUUGCAUAAAUUAGCCUAGCUGCUAGUGGAGUUUUCCUCUACUCAUAUGAAGCCAGGAGGUAACGUUAUAAAUUUCAGCUGCAUUGUAACUCACAAGAUUCACCAACAACUGUCUUUUACUCGACACGUUUUCCCUACAAAUACAACAUGCUAAUGUUAUUAGCACAAGCCUGAGGCAUUUUACAUUGCAUAAAUUAGCCUAGCCACUAAUGGAGUUUUCCUCCACUCAUAUGAAGCUAGGAACAACGGAAACAUUUAACAAAGGUACAUUACAAAAAUCAGUUGCAGUGAAACUCACAAGAUACACCAACAAAACAACGGUCUUUUACUUGACAUGUUUCCCCUACAAAUACAACAUGCUAAUGAUAUUAGCACAAACCUGAGGCAUUUUACAUUGAAUAAGUUAGCCUAGCUGCUAGUGGAGCUUUCCACUACUUAUAUGAAGCCAGGAUAAAACUCACACACGACUUACAAUGCUUCACAAUUUAUUGUUUUUUUUCAUCUGUGAAAAAAAGGUAAAUUUAGGGCCUGUGUCCACAUAGCAUUUUUCAUUAGCACAAAAGAGGUGGCUUCAUAAAAAAGCGCUCCAAGGGCUUUUAUAAAAUGAUGCGCUGCACGUGGGUUUUGUUGCUAUGACGACAAUAUCUUGCCAUUAAUGUUAGCUAUAGGUAGCUAAUGCAAUGCUAUGUUAACACAGGGUCAAUGACACAGUUAAGGCCAAAACACACCGGCGGCAUCAUAUGACGGCAGCGUCAUUGACGCGAGUCAAGUGCCACCCCCAACACACACAAAAAGCAUCGCGCUGCGGGGCGUCAACCGGAUUUCUACUGCACACUCCAGUCCGCGAGAGCUGGGAAGUACAAAAUAGCGCUUUUUCAAGGGCGGCGACGCUGGAAAAAUAGGACAAUAGCGUAAAGUGCCGCGGCACGUCGACGCGCGUCGAGCCGCCGCCGGUGUGGGUUUGUAAAUAGAAAAUAAUGGGGGCGGCUGUUUUGACGCGCGUCAUACGGCGCCGGUGUGUUUUGGCCUUUAGCUGACAACGUUAAGGUGACAAAAGCACAACAAUCCACUGUGACAGUAGCCUUGUGAAAAGAGCAGCAGUGAUGUCACCAGCACCUUUCUGAAAAGUUUAGAGAUUUUAAAUAGAAGUGCUCGCAGCGGCUGCAGAAAAUGCCAGUGCGCUUUGAAAAAUGAUGGCCGAUAUGCUCCCUCCUCAUUGGGAACAAUUGAAAAAAGUUGAAGAAGAAAUAUUAUGUGGACAUAGGCCCUUAAGUUUUAAUGGUUUUCAGCCUACUAAAAUAAACAGGAGGAUGUGUAGUUAAAUUUCUGGGGAGGUGUACAUUAGGCUAUGGUGCAGAGUAUGUGUCUACACAGAACCUAUGAGUAUGAAUCCCAAUUUAGAGGUGCUGGUAAGCUGAUUUGUUUAAUUUAUGGACAGAAUCGGAGUAGCUACUUUCCUCUGCUUCCAGUCUGUAGCCUCAUAUUUAGUGUACAGACUAGAGAGCGAUAUCCACCUUCUCAUCUAACGCUCAACAAGAAAGCAAACAAGCAUUGCUAAAAUCAUAAAAUCAUUUCAUCACUGAAUGUAAAUCUAAACUGAAGACCUCACUUAAAUUUAGGCCAGUAGCCUUACAUAUGCUGUACUGUAUAUAUGUUAUGUUGCCUUUAUAAAGUAUUUUUAUUUUCUUCAGGAGACUGUUAGUUCACAUGGAGUGCAGCAGGAGACAUGCAAAAAAAACAAAGGAUAUAUCUUACAUACGAACAUGUAAUACCUUGGCUAAAUAAUUCUGUAUUAUAGAAAUAAGUGCAUUAAACUUAUAGACUUUGU
Molecule: messenger RNA, 5719 nt
Organism: Epinephelus moara (kelp grouper)
Lineage: Eukaryota; Metazoa; Chordata; Actinopteri; Perciformes; Serranidae
Gene: lrrc8c
Product: leucine rich repeat containing 8 VRAC subunit C
Exons: 3
Coding region: 135-2522 (795 amino acids)
Molecular function (GO): protein binding
Source: RefSeq, a predicted model, not a curated record